Paramecium tetraurelia is the source of this 465-nucleotide messenger RNA. RefSeq lists its product as uncharacterized. The record is from RefSeq and is a predicted model, not a curated record. The transcript is spliced from 3 exons. NCBI's taxonomy places the organism in Eukaryota, Ciliophora, Oligohymenophorea, Peniculida, Parameciidae.
AUGGGAUUUGAAGAUUAGAUUCCACCUAUUCCAAAUAGAGAUCAAGAAAAGAGAUACAUCGCUACAGUUGAAAAGUCCUUCUAUGAUCAACCCCUCUAUAAAUUUUAUAUGAAUGAAGCAUUAAGAGAAAGAAAGAUGGAUUAUGCUGAUAAAUUGAACACAUUCAAAUACGAAUGGAUUCUCAAUUUUGCUGCAUCUGGCAUGGUAUUCAGUUUAUUAUAUUUUAUUCCCGUUUCCUAUUUUUACAGACAAACAAGUACAGGAGUUCCAACCUAUUAUCAACCUAAGAACAAGGCAGUAUUCAAAUAAGGAUACUUACAAAAUCAAAAUUGGAGAAGAUUCAAGUUAUAUUCAUUCUUAGUUUUUGGAUCAGCAUUUAUUUUUGCUCAUACUUAUACAGACAGAUCACAAAUUCAUGACGAAUAUUACAACAAUGUAGGAGUCAUUAAGCCAAAAUUUGAAUGA